AUGUACUUGAGACUUCAACGCCUUCUCACUUCGUCGACGGAAGGGCGCAUAUUUGCCCGUGGCCGCAGCGGCUUCCUCUCGUAUCCGAUGAAUGGUCGAGGGCUACACCUAUCCGGGCCCAGACUGAGCAUCGGCUCCGGCUCCGGCUCCUUCUUUGCUGAAACGGGCUUUGAAGAGGAACAACUGCAGCAGCAAUGGGCCUCUGAUACCGUUAACACAGCCUCUGAAAUAUCUGGUGAUGGAGUGACGCGUCAUACACCGACAGGUGGAGGUGAAAAGGGGGCCCUCAAUGCGCAGGAGGUGUGUGGAUUGACCGCAGCUUCUAUUCUGCGCGAAGCCGUACCGUUGACAAGUUCUGAGGACAUAAAAGACCUCCUUAAGGGCUGUAAGAACGCAAAGGAGUUACGGCACGUUCUGGACACCGUUUUGUACCGCAACCCCCUUUGUCAUGAUGUGCUGAACGGUCACGGCUAUCGGGUGGCGGUUUUGCAGGCGUUGACUGCCGUGGCGCCCCGCACGCAAUGUCUACAUGAGUGGUUUGACUGCGUUGAUAAUUUCCGCCGACUGGGGUUUGUUUUGACACGCACCUUUGCUGCAGAGGGCUUCACGGUGAUCCGCGAAUGGCUGUCCCACCACUUCAACUACGAAGGCCGCUCGCCACUACUUGUAACGGAAGGAAUUUCCCACAUUCGAGAACUUGUGCAAUUUUGUAAGGAAGACCGUCUUGUCUUUGAUCAUGUUCUAUACACCCGCAUUGUCUUUCUUCUCACGAUGAUUGUGGGGUUCUUUGACCGGCAAAAUAUCUAUCGCUCGGCCUUCCCGGAAAAUUUCACCAAACGUGACGGCGUCGUGGUGGAGUGGGUAAUCAGCUGCGAACGAUGUGUUGACUUUGAUGAGUGUGUCCUCCAAUGCGAUGCGGUGUUGGAGGAGGUGUUGGAGAUGCUUCGUCAGGAUAUUCCCUCGCGCCCCAACUUCAGUAUCAUGUAUCGGUUGAUCGAUUACUACUUUGCGACGGAUAAUGUGGAGAAGAUGAUUGCUGUGAUGGAGGACACGGAGAGCUACGGGAUCGACAUCGCGGAGAGCAGCACCGCAAAGCUGAUGCAGCUUGCCUGUGCACUGAACUAUCCAAAUGUUCCGGAACUUUUCAUGCGAUGGAGGGUAUCUUUGCCGCAGUGUGUCCUGGCAACCCCCGACAUGAGUCGGCUGAUGUUUUACUACUCCCGUUCCGGGGGUGGGCGGCCCUGUCCGUUGUGUAACGAGCCGUACAACCACCGCAACGUUAGUGUCUAUGUGUGGCAAAAAACACCGGAGCAUCAGCGCAACUGCCAGGCAUUGAUGGACGCACGACGGCGCAAAGGCGAGCUGGAUGAGAACACCACUCUCCCGCAGAAUCAGGACUGGAGCGAGAUGGCAUUUGGCCUGUGGCAGUUGUCGCAGAGUCGAGCCAUAGAAUGGGGAGCAGUGGAGUGGCGCGGUUUCCUCCUUUGCUGCAUGUUUUCUCCCCGUGCCCUCGAGGCAAAGGGGCUUCUUGAUAAAUUUUUUGACCAUACCAAGAUGGACGAUUUCCUGCGCGCUACGUACGUUCGUCUUUUACGCCACCAUGCGCCCGAACUAGUUUUCUCUGCGCUCUCAGAUUGGCGCGAGAAGGGGCAGCGCCUCUCUCCAAUUGUACUGCAAGAGUCCCUCAUGGGGUCCGUGAUGAUAAAUGAAGCGAAUGAGCGCCAACGGGCCGUCAAGCACAUCUGGAAGGCUCUGCUGGAGAAAGACAGUUAUGUCAUGCCAUUUACGAAGCGCUUGCUGCAACGGCGGCUGGAAGAGUUGCGGGCACGAACGACGGGCGGCAUCACAAGCGAGGAGACGGCGUUGUUUUUGGAAAUAAUUGGUAUGCAGCCGCGGCACCUCUCGCUACUCGACAUGAAGGACAGCACCUCCGAUUUUGUGGUGGGGAUUUCGAAGAAAAACCACUACGUCCCCCACACGAGCAGCGCGGGAGCUAGAAUUGAAUCUGGGCGACAAAGAAGGCGUGCAUGA
Messenger RNA from Trypanosoma cruzi, 2031 nucleotides. RefSeq lists its product as uncharacterized. The record is from RefSeq and is a predicted model, not a curated record. The transcript has a single exon. NCBI's taxonomy places the organism in Eukaryota, Euglenozoa, Kinetoplastea, Trypanosomatida, Trypanosomatidae. Bases 1 to 2031 code for a protein of 676 amino acids.